AAGAAUGGGCGAUGCCAAAAUUUACGUGGUCAGUGUCGCUGCUCAGCGAAAGGACAAUGUCGUCGAACGUAUGUUCAUCAAUGCCGGUUUUUUUUCCACAGGAAAGUGCUGGAUCAUCGCGGCGAUGUUUUUUGUUUGCUCACGCAAUCCUCUCGACGCAUGCUUUCAGUCUUGGCUGGGGACUCACUGAGUUCACUGAGCUCAAGACACUGCACAGUGGGAUCGACUUUGUAUAUACACACCAUUGAGGAAAGCUAGUUGGCGGUUGCGCUGGCUGCCUUUUCAGAUGGCGAGUUGUAAUGCAGAUUUCGAAAGAAAUGUCGGUGCGUGUGUGGACUGUAGUGCUCAGCUAUACGGAAAGAUGAUGCCCCGCAUCCUCUUGAUGGUAGUUGCUGUCUUGACUCUUUCGAGUCUUCGGACAAGCGCUGCUUUGCGAAGCACCGCACCGGUCCGUAUUUUUGACAAAGAAAUAAAAACGGUUCUGCCAGUCUGCAGCGCCGUCGAACCGGGAUCACUUCACAUCGGAGACUCCUGUUUGUCUGAUUGCGGCGGCGCCUGUCGUGGAGCUGCCGCUCGACCAGGAUUUCGACUGAUCUCUGACAAUGAGCAAGUAGAUUUUUCCCAAGGAUGCUCCGGAAACGAGAUCAGAAAAAUAUGCUCCGUUGGUGUAUCAAAUCCCGGCGGCUACCCUUUGUGUGAGGAGCUGGACACGCAGGCGUGUGGACACGGGUGCAGCUGUUGGAGUACUUGUACGGAUCACAACUGCAAUCCGGAUGCUCUCUCUGCUGGCUUCUUCUUCGUAACUGAACCAAAAACCAUCACACCUAGCGGCUGUCUAAUAGAUCUUCACCGGCAACUUUGUAAAGCUGGCAUAACCGGAGUAACAAACGACUUCUGGAUUGCCGCUCUUAUUAUUUUGCUUAUAGUUGCCACAGUGGGUGCACUGUAUUACUACUAUAGAUGA
This is a messenger RNA of Toxoplasma gondii ME49, 964 nucleotides long. RefSeq lists its product as hypothetical. The record is from RefSeq and is a predicted model, not a curated record. The transcript is spliced from 11 exons. NCBI's taxonomy places the organism in Eukaryota, Apicomplexa, Conoidasida, Eucoccidiorida, Sarcocystidae. Bases 287 to 964 code for a protein of 225 amino acids.